Messenger RNA from Bombyx mandarina (wild silkworm), 348 nucleotides. RefSeq names its product cytochrome c oxidase subunit 6C-like. The record is from RefSeq and is a predicted model, not a curated record. Lineage: Eukaryota; Metazoa; Arthropoda; Insecta; Lepidoptera; Bombycidae.
AUGAACCCAUGCGAACUUCCCCCUUGUCCUCCCUGUCCGCCCCCCUCACCCCCGCCGUGCCAGCAAGUAUGCCAUCCGCCUCCACCGCCACCACCAUGCCGUGUCAAACCUAUUAUGCGAGGGAUGCUGCACGCACAAAUCAAAAGAACUAUUGCCAGCGCUCUGAUUCUGGCGGCGAUGGGUGGAGCGGCAUUCUACUUUGGUGUCCGUUUACCAAAACAGAAAGCGUACAGGGAAUAUUAUGCGAAAGGAGAGUUUGAAGAUUGGGCCGACGAAAUGGCAAGGAAGGGGCUGUUCCAAUCUGUGCCGGCUGCGUCUUUACAAGAUAACCAGCAUGCGAAAAAAUAA